Mangifera indica (mango) is the source of this 2138-nucleotide messenger RNA. Its product is annotated as ABC transporter G family member 23. Lineage: Eukaryota; Viridiplantae; Streptophyta; Magnoliopsida; Sapindales; Anacardiaceae. Gene Ontology annotation, molecular function: ABC-type transporter activity; ATP binding; ATP hydrolysis activity. Bases 76 to 2028 code for a protein of 650 amino acids. The transcript has a single exon. Gene Ontology annotation, cellular component: membrane. The record is from RefSeq and is a predicted model, not a curated record.
AUCCUCUUCACUUCCCCACUUCAAAGCCUUCUCCAUUAAUGCAUUUUCCCCAAGGCAACUCCACCUCAAACAUCCAUGUCUCCAUCUUGCUUACAACAACCAAAGCCAAGCCUUGAAGACGACUCCGUCUUCCUCUUCUCCACCUCUAAUUCCCCUGAUGAAUCCGCCAGCCAUUCCUCCUCCUUCUACCAGCCGUCGCCGCCACCGCCACCGCCUGUGGAAACCUCCUAUAAACUUAACGUAAGAAACCUUUCCUAUAGCAUUCAACCAAGCGGUUCAUUUUAUCACUUGGGGAAGAAGAAGCCUAAAGUGAUUGAUAUACUCAAAUCGGUGUCUUUCGACGCCAGAGGCUCUGAGAUUCUCGCUAUUGUUGGCCCUAGCGGGACCGGGAAAUCGAGUCUGCUUCGGAUAAUAUCAGGAAGGAUAAGGGAGAAGGAUUUUGAUGCUAAAAGUAUAGCGAUUAAUGACCAUCCAAUAAUUAGUCCGUUUCAACUGAGGAAGAUAUGCGGAUUUGUGGCACAAGAAGAUGAUUUGCUUCCAUUACUCACAGUAAAAGAAACGCUUAUGUUUAGCGCAAAAUUCAGGCUCAAAGAGAUGAGCUCAAAGGAGAAAGAAGAGAGGGUUGAGAGCUUGUUGCAUGAACUUGGUCUCUCGCAUGUUGCAGAUAGUUUCGUUGGAGACGAAGAGAAUAGAGGAAUAUCCGGUGGAGAAAGAAAAAGGGUUUCAAUUGGUGUUGACAUGAUGCACAAUCCAUCGAUUUUGGUCCUGGAUGAACCAACUUCCGGAUUGGAUAGUUCUUCGGCUCUUCAAGUGAUCGAGCUGCUCGCUUCAAUGGCGAAAGCAAAGCAAAGAACGGUUGUGAUAUCCAUCCACCAGCCGGGUUACAGGAUUCUUCAGUAUAUUUCAAACUUCUUGAUCCUUUCUCAUGGCUCUGUUGUCCACAAUGGCAGCCUGGAAUCGCUUGAAGAAACCAUUAUUCAUCUGGGAUAUCAAAUUCCGGUGCAGCUGAAUGCGCUAGAAUUCGCCAUGGAAAUUAUGCAAACAUUGGAAGAUAAUUCUUAUUCCAAAAAUUACAUAUCAGCAAACCAAUAUUCUUACUCCAUAUCUGCCGAUGAAGAAAUCGGGCUGAGAACUCAACAACACAAGGAGAAUUACAGAAACUUUAACCAUACUCUCUAUCUCCUCAAUCUGUAUGAGAUUUUAGUUCUGAUUUCAAGAUUCUGGAAGAUAAUUUAUAGAACAAAGCAGCUGUUGCUGGCACGAACAAUGCAAGCUCUAGUUGGAGGAUUCGGUUUAGGAAGUGUGUACGUAAACGUGAGAAAAGAUGAAGCCGGAGUUGCAGAGCGAUUAGGCCUAUUCGCAUUCAGUCUUAGCUUCCUCCUCUCUUCAACAGUCGAAGCUCUCCCCAUUUACCUCCAAGAGCGGCGAGUUUUAAUGAAGGAAACCUCAAGAGAAGCCUACAAAAUUUCCUCCUACAUGAUCGCCAACACGAUAGUGUUUCUUCCAUUCUUAUUUGCAGUAUCUCUUCUAUUUUCCGUCCCCGUUUACUGGAUCGUAGGCCUCAAUCCUUCUAUCUCCGCCUUCGCAUUUUUCACCUUCGUGGUUUGGCUCAUCGUUUUAAUGGCGAGCUCUCUCGUCCUCUUCCUCAGUGCAGUCUCUCCCGACUUCAUUUCUGGGAACUCUUUAAUAUGCACUGUUCUCGGAGCUUUUUUCUUGUUCUCCGGCUACUUCAUCCCCAAGGAAAACAUCCCCAAGUACUGGCUCUUCAUGUACUACGUUUCGCUUUACAGAUAUCCAUUGGAUUCGAUGCUGACGAAUGAGUAUUGGAACGAGAAGGGAGAAUGUUUUUCAUGGGGAAUUCAGGAUCAUUCCGAGUGUCUGCUUACGGGAAACGAUGUGUUGAAGAGUCGAGGGCUAGAAGAAGACGGGCGGUGGAUGAAUGUUGGAAUAAUGGUUGGGUUCUUUGUGCUGUAUCGCAUUCUUUGUUGGCUUAUUCUCAUUCGGAGAGCUUCAAGGACUACCAUUUGACUCCUAAGAGAGCUUGUCUGUUUAAUUAGGAUUAUAACUAUUUGUUUGCAUUGCUGAUAAUUGUGUAUGUUUUGGGAUCUUAAAUUUAUAAAAAUUUUAAUUAGAUUGAA